Molecule: messenger RNA, 1209 nt
Organism: Sparassis crispa
Lineage: Eukaryota; Fungi; Basidiomycota; Agaricomycetes; Polyporales; Sparassidaceae
Product: Diphosphomevalonate decarboxylase
Exons: 3
Coding region: 1-1209 (402 amino acids)
Biological process (GO): isoprenoid biosynthetic process; isopentenyl diphosphate biosynthetic process, mevalonate pathway
Cellular component (GO): cytosol
Molecular function (GO): ATP binding; diphosphomevalonate decarboxylase activity
Source: RefSeq, a predicted model, not a curated record
AUGACUGUCUACCAAGCCACUGCGUCUGCGCCUGUAAAUAUCGCAUGCAUAAAGUAUUGGGGAAAGCGCGACACCAAGCUUAUCCUGCCAACCAACUCGUCCCUUUCCGUCACCCUCGACCAGGAUCAUCUCCGCUCUACGACUACAUCGCGCGCCGAUCCAUCAUUCGACAACGACAGACUCUGGCUGAAUGGUGCAGAGGAGGAGAUCAAAGAGAGCGGCCGACUUGCAACAUGUAUAAAGGAGAUGAAGCGUUUGCGUCGAGAGGUGGAAGAGAAAGAUCCUAGCCAGCCGAAGAUAUCCUCAUACCAUGUGCACAUAUCCUCUCGGAACAACUUUCCCACCGCUGCAGGUCUCGCGUCCUCCGCCUCAGGCUUCGCCGCCCUGGUAUCCUCCCUCGCUGCGCUUUACGCUCUUCCAAGUACCCCGUCGGAGCUUUCUAUUAUCGCGCGGCAGGGCUCAGGCUCUGCCUGCCGCUCUCUCUUCGGCGGGUUCGUCGCCUGGCAAAUGGGCUCGCGGCCAGACGGUUCCGACUCGCUAGCGAUCGAGGUCGCACCCCGCGAACACUGGCCCGAUAUCCAUGCCCUCAUCUGCGUCGUCUCAGAUGACAAGAAGGGCACGUCCUCCACCUCAGGCAUGCAGCGCACCGUCGAGACGUCCACGCUGCUCCAGCACCGUAUUAAGCACGUCGUCCCCGCACGCAUGCAGGCCAUCUCCGAAGCGAUCCGUGCACGCGACUUCGACGCGUUCGCGCGCACCACGAUGCAGGACUCGAACCAGUUCCACGCCGUCGCGCUCGACACGGACCCGCCCAUCUUCUACAUGAACGACGUCUCCCGCGCCAUCAUCGCGCUCAUUGUCGAGUACAACCGGGUCUCGGUCGCGAACGGUGGCAAGAUCAAGGCAGCGUACACGUACGAUGCCGGUCCCAACGCUGUCAUCUACUCGCCGAAGGAGAACCUCAAGGAGAUCGUCGAGCUCAUCAUCGGUUACUUCCCCCAGGAUCAACCGUUUAAGGAUCCCUUUGGAUUGUUCGGCACUGCGGGUGUACACGGCAAGGUCGUUACAGGAUUCAACACCGCAGUCGCGAAACCAUUCGGUAUUGGGGCUAUUAAGGGACUGAUCCAUACACGGGUUGGCGACGGUCCUAGGGUGUUGGGUGCAGAGGAAGCUUUGCUCGGGCCGGACGGGCUUCCCAAGGCUACGUAG